UGCUAUGGAGCAGCCAUGAUGGGAGCCAGCAGGACGAGGAGGACGUCUCAGCAGCAGAGAGCAGGACAGGAAGGAUGAGCUGGACCUGCCUGCGUUUUAUAAGAGGAACUUCUUUUCUUCCACCAGCAUGAGUGAAAAUCACAAACUCUAACAAGUGAAUCUUUACGAGGUUAAUAAAAAAGCUCCUGGGAUCCGACAGCUGAGAUGAUUGUCGGUUCAAACGUCCUGAUUGUCGUCUUCUUCUUCCGAUUGUUUCAAUUCGACUAAACCUGAGAUCAAACAGCAGCGACGAUUGUGUUCCACCUAUCAGCUUGGACCUCACGGAGAUUAUAGCCCAGAAGUCGGCGUCAGUACUUUUAAUCUGGGAUUAGAUUCGUUUUGGACGUCUGUGAUAAGAUGAUGAACCAAAUGCAUCCUGGACUGAGCUCUGAAACCACAGAGAAAGCUCGGCUGGAGCUGAACGAAAACCCCGACACUCUGCAUCAGGACAUCCAGCAGGUGCGGGACAUGAUUGUAACGCGGCCGGACAUCGGUUUCCUUCGGACGGACGAUGAAUUCAUCCUCCGCUUCCUCAGAGCCAGAAAGUUCGACCACAUGGAGACUUUCCGCCUGUUGGCCCAGUACUUCCAGUUCAGACAGCAGAACCUCGACAUGUUCCAGAGCUUCAAGGUGGACGACCCCAGCAUCAAGCGAGCCCUGAUGGACGGUUUUCCAGGAGUUCUGGAGACUCCAGAUCAACACGGGAGAAAAAUCCUGAUCCUGUUUGCUUCCAACUGGGACCAGAGCAGGAACUCCUUCAUAGACAUCCUGCGGGCCAUCCUGCUGUCUCUGGAGGUCCUGAUAGAAAACCCGGAGCUGCAGAUCAACGGCUUCACGCUCAUCAUCGACUGGAGUAACUUCUCCUUCAAGCAGGCCUCCAAGCUGACGCCCAACAUCCUGAAGCUGGCCAUCGAGGGUCUCCAGGACAGUUUCCCCGCUCGAUUCGGAGGGAUCCACUUCGUGAACCAGCCCUGGUACAUCCACGCCAUGUACACCAUCAUCAAACCCUUCCUCAAGGACAAGACGCGCAAAAGGAUCUUCCUUCAUGGGAACAACCUGAACUCUCUCCACCAGCUCAUCCAGCCCGAGUGUCUGCCGUCCGAGUUCGGGGGGACGCUGCCGCCGUACGAUAUGGGGAUGUGGGCGCGGACCCUGCUGGGCCCCGAAUAUAACGACGAGACGGAGUAUACGCUGACGUACGACGCUCUGCACGUCCGGGAGAGCUGUGGGGGAGGAGGGGGAGACAAGGACAUGAUGAAGAGGUCUCAGUCGACGGUGGAAGCUGCAGCUCUGCGACAGAUGGACAGAGAGACCAGCACCCCCCUGCUGGCUCUGGACUGAACAGAACCUGGAACCGACGGACAGCGUGAAGCAGACAUUUAAACGCAGACAGAACUUCUUUAACGCCACAGAACCGUUUCGCCAUGAACUGGA
Cyprinodon tularosa is the source of this 1473-nucleotide messenger RNA. Its product is annotated as clavesin-1-like. The record is from RefSeq and is a predicted model, not a curated record. Bases 397 to 1380 code for a protein of 327 amino acids. Gene Ontology annotation, molecular function: phosphatidylinositol bisphosphate binding. Gene Ontology annotation, cellular component: membrane. The transcript has 7 exons. NCBI's taxonomy places the organism in Eukaryota, Metazoa, Chordata, Actinopteri, Cyprinodontiformes, Cyprinodontidae.